AUGCAAGACACCGAGUAUACAAAUGAAUGGGUCAAUUGGAUUGAGGAAGCUGUCGAUAAAGAAUACUUUAAAUUUUAUGAAUACAACCAAUUUAAUAAUAUUCAACAUAUUGGUACAGGAGGUUUCGGAAAAGUAUAUCGUGCAAAUUGGAAAAAUUCAGAAAAAAAAUUUGCGUUAAAGUCGUUUCUUAGUCUUGAUAACAUCACUGUGAAAGAAAUCGUUCGUGAGUUAAAAAUUCAGCGUGAUGUUGAUUUUCACGAUAAUAUUAUUCGUUGUUAUGGAAUAACAGAACUUGAGUCAGAAAAUUAUAAUAAUUAUUGGUUGGUAAUGGAAUACGCCGAUGGUGGUACUCUUCGAAGCUAUUUAAAGAAAAACUUUAACAAGCUUACUUGGAAUGACAAAUAUAAUAUGGCAUACCAAUUAUCUUGCGCCGUAUCAUGCUUGCAUAACGAAGGAAUAGUGCAUCGUGAUUUGCACCACUGUAAUAUACUAGUUCAUAGUAAAACAAUCAAAUUAGCAGAUUUCGGACUGUCAAAAAGAAUUGGAGAAUCAUCCAAUUUCCAAUCUAAACUAUUUGGAAUAGUUCCUUAUGUCGAUCCGAAAAGCUUUAAUAGACGAAGAAAUGAUAAUAACCAAUCAAUGCAAAUGUACUCACUAAAUGAAAAAAGUGAUAUUUAUAGUAUAGGCGUAUUAUUAUGGGAAAUAUCGAGUGGGCAACCUCCUUUUUAUGUUGAAGGUGAACAUUAUGAUAUUGGUUUGGCUUUAGAAAUUUUACAAGGACUUAGAGAAACUAUUGUUCCUGAUACUCCUGAGGAAUAUGUUAAAAUUUAUACCAAAUGUUGGGAUGGUGAGCCAGAUAAUCGACCAAAUAUAUAUCAAGUAUUUGAUUGGCUAAAUGCCAUAAUUACAAAAACAGAUGUAAUAAUAGAAAAUCAUCAAAUAUCAAAUGAACAGGAACUUAAUGAGACUUCUUUAAGUACUAACGCUAAUAAUUCAGAAAUGCAAGGAGAUUUAUCUCAACUUAUUCAAAAUUUUGAUAAAAUGGAUACAAAAGGAAUUGAUUCUAUAACAGUACUAUCAAGUAAACAAGAAACUCUUUCAACUGAAAAGGAUUUUAAUAUAGUAGUUGAUGAAAUAAAUGAUUUUAUUUUUUUAUUAAAAAAUAAAGGAAUUGAACAGAAAUCAGAAAAGCAACAAGUUAUUGAAUAUUUUAAUGAUCAUAACAUAAAUUCACAAGAAAUUUAUGAUUGGUUAUU
This is a messenger RNA of Rhizophagus irregularis DAOM 181602=DAOM 197198, 1256 nucleotides long. RefSeq lists its product as uncharacterized. Gene Ontology annotation, biological process: protein phosphorylation. The record is from RefSeq and is a predicted model, not a curated record. Gene Ontology annotation, molecular function: protein kinase activity; protein binding; ATP binding. Lineage: Eukaryota; Fungi; Glomeromycota; Glomeromycetes; Glomerales; Glomeraceae.